Messenger RNA from Mus pahari (shrew mouse), 3452 nucleotides. It is a transcript of the gene Rab31, whose product is annotated as RAB31, member RAS oncogene family. The record is from RefSeq and is a predicted model, not a curated record. Lineage: Eukaryota; Metazoa; Chordata; Mammalia; Rodentia; Muridae. Gene Ontology annotation, molecular function: GTP binding; GTPase activity. The transcript is spliced from 7 exons. The coding region runs from base 207 to 794 and encodes 195 amino acids.
GAAGCCCGCCGGCUAGGCUAGACUAGACGCGUCGGGAGGAGCCGGCCGGCAGCACGUGACCGACAGCGGAGGCCGAGGCCCAGAAAUAGCCGCCUCGGCGGUUCCGCCCCGUGGCCGGCGAGAGUCCUGAGACGACUGGACGCAGGCUGGGCGCGGUGCGGCCCGGACGAUGCUGCUGAGCCCCGGCCCGGCCCGACCCAGAGCACAUGAUGGCGAUACGGGAGCUCAAAGUGUGUCUUCUCGGGGACACGGGGGUUGGGAAAUCCAGCAUUGUGUGUCGUUUUGUCCAGGACCAUUUUGACCACAACAUCAGCCCCACCAUUGGGGCAUCUUUCAUGACCAAAACCGUGCCUUGUGGAAACGAACUUCACAAAUUCCUCAUCUGGGACACUGCUGGCCAGGAGCGGUUCCACUCCCUGGCUCCGAUGUACUACCGAGGAUCUGCUGCAGCCGUCAUUGUCUAUGACAUCACUAAGCAGGAUUCUUUUCAUACCUUGAAAAAAUGGGUCAAGGAGCUGAAGGAGCAUGGCCCAGAAAACAUUGUGAUGGCGAUUGCCGGGAACAAGUGUGACCUCUCUGAUAUUAGGGAGGUGCCCCUGAAGGAUGCUAAGGAAUACGCUGAAUCUAUAGGUGCCAUCGUGGUGGAGACAAGCGCGAAGAAUGCCAUUAAUAUCGAGGAGCUCUUUCAAGGAAUCAGCCGGCAGAUCCCACCCUUGGACCCUCACGAAAAUGGCAACAGCGGCGGGAUCAAGCUUGGGAAUCAAAGCUUGCAAGCCGGCCGGCGGUGCUGCUAAGCCGAGGGUGUGGCAUACAGAGUAAGAAGGAAGGAAGCCGGAGCCCUCUCUGGUGCCCAGGGCACACACAAGGACCCCACCCGUGGGGCUAACUCUGCCUGCCGGAGAGCGAGCAGCUCUGUACCCUGGGAGACCUGCUGCAGGAUGCUGAACAGGGAUGUUUCCUGAAAAGAAAUGAUAGAAAACUCUGGAAAAUUCACCCUACCACCGCAACAUGGCCUUCGGUUUAUGAAAUGCACUCGGCAAGGCUUGUACUUGCUAGGUAAUAUAUAGUUGCCAGUUUUUUUGUUAAAGACGUAUUAGAAAAGUUUUAGAUUGGUCCACACACCUCAGAGUUGCUGUUCCUCGCUAAUUUCCUAUGUCACCUAGGCAGAUUUCAAUGUCUCCAGGGCCAGAGCCUUCCUUUCUGGCCAGUUCACCAAAAGGCAAAGGCAAUAUAGUGGGUUAGCUCUUAACUGGCUUUGGAAGUAAGCCUUUAUUAGUUUUCUGAGGGAAAUCAGAGAUGCACAGUUGGACCACUGCUCAAACUGAGAAGUGAACUCCUGUAGGAGAGACAAAAGUUGCAUUAGAAACCACCGUCCCUAUCUCCUUUCAUUUAUCUGAUGGACAUUUUUCUAAGGUAUGGUCAUCUGUAACCCAACCAAAUCAGACUAGAAUGUUACAUAUAAUUUUUUGGGGAGGUGGGGGCUGAUUAAAAGAGUUAACUAGUUGCUAUGUAAGCAGUGGUGGUUGGAAGAUAUAAAUGGCAUUCGGGGUACCCCCAGCAUGCACCCCCUAUUGCAGUGAGUUUCUGCUCUGGGGGUGAUUACUUCACAGAGCAUUAGGAGACAAUGUCAUGAUGUCACAUCUGGGGCUGUUUGAGUCUAAAUUGUAGAGCAGACUUCUGUCAAUAGCAGCUAAUCAUAGGUGGCAGCAAACCAGGCAGAGGUAUGUUACCACCCCCAAAUUCUGGACCCCUAAAGGUAUGAAAUCAGAAGACAUCCUUAAACUUUGCCAGCUUUGGAGAGAAAGGGUAUCAAGCAGUCAGUGCCAAGUCCCAGUCAUUGACGGUGCUUGUCCACUCCGGGAUGUGAGUUUCAACAUAGUCCUCCUACUUCUCCCAAAUUGGGAGCUAACUGAGCCCUGGAAUAUGGGGGAUAGCAAAUACUUGUCCCGAUUCAUGAGAAUCAAGACUCCUAGAUGUCCCAUAGCAGGAGUCUCAAACACUGUCAGCAAAUGGCAUCUGUAUGUUGUGCCAGGGCCUCCUCAAGACCGUCAGUGCUUAUCCCAUGUCUCCAGCAUCAGUAGCUGACACGAUUCCACAUGCUGGCAAAGACGUUCAUCCAUCACUACAGGUCAAACAGAGAACGAUUGAGCUGAAGUUGAAGUGGCCUCUCUCCAGUAUCAAGCUUAGUUUUGAACCUUUCCCCGUUUGAGGGGGAACCCUUUUGCCGGGAACUUGUAUUCACCUGACUGGCUGUCUAGAUUUCCAAGCCAAAAUGGUACCGUUCCCAGGAGAGGAUGCCCCGGCUUUGGAUUGGGUUUGCAGUGGUUGAGUUUUGCAUGAAGUGUCUGGGAUUCAUCUUGAGAGUGAGCCGCCCUGGGGUGGAUUGGAGAAGCAUGUGAGGGUACGAUCCCUUGGUUUUCCCCAGGCUGCGUACUGUUGAUAUCGCAGCCAUGCAGGGGGUAAGUAUGCACACAUGCCACCAGCCUGAGCAAAGAGACACGUGGCACUUGGGCACACAAAUACUCACACCAUUCUGGGCCUUCUCUGCAGACAGGUGCUUUUUGAUGCUUCUCUCCCCCUGGCUUGCCAUUCCUUUUGGGAUGUUUUAACAAUUGACCCUCAACCAAGACCUAGAGACGACAAUUGCUCCAGACAUAGGAUAUAAUGUCCUUAUGGCUACUCCCCAAAUUCCGUUCCCAACCUCCAUUCUCUUAUCUCUCACAGGUGAGCAGGUUUGUAUAUGUGUAAAUAGGAUUUUAUGUCAGCUGCACCUACAUGUAAUCCAUUUCAGAGUGGCUGUGUUUGACUCGUGACCUUGUGCCCAUAAGGGAGGCACAGAUUGUCAAAGAGAUUCUUUCUCAGUAGACAUCCCAAAGGACAGUGGCAGGGCUGUGCAAAUGUUUUACACAGGUACAGAAUUGACUCACCAUUUUUUCACUAAAAGUGGUCUAUUAAGGUACGGGAUAUGGACGUCAUCUUGCAGACUAACCUGCAUUCUAGCCAACAGCAAGGGCUGUGCCCCAGUAGGAAUCUCAUUCUUUCCUGAGGUGAGGUUUGGAGGAUCGACGUGUUUCCUCCGCCAUAAUGGACUCUGGCCUGUGUAGGCUUCUUGCUGCUCUGUAGCAUUCUGGGCGAGGAGUAAGGAGGCAGUGGUGGUCAGCCAGGGGUUCUGGCUGUGCUCACGUGAUCAUGCCUUUCACCAUUGUCGUGACACCCAGUGACAGUCAUACCGUCACACAGACGGUCGUCCUCUCCAGUGUUUUUGUAAAGGCUUUCCACUUGGGCUGGACCCAGGUUUUGCACCUAGAAGAUCCCUCUGCAGACACCUAGGACCUUCGCAUCUUGUACUCUGUUCUCUGAUAAAAGUGUUUCAGGUCGGCGCUCAUUUGUAUCACUUGCUUUUGAUUUUAACCCAUUGGUAUGAUUCAUACUAAUAAAUAUUUUAAGUUUUA